CCGGCACGCCGGCACCUCCGCCCUUCCCUCCCCGGCGCUGUGGGGCGGCCGCCCCGGGCUCGCCGCGGUGCCGGGAAGCGGCGACUCCGCGUUCCGCCCGCGGAAACUUUGGCCGGCGCGCAAGGGGAAGGAUGGAGCCAGCGGAGCCCGCGGCGGCGCUCCUCAACCUGUCCCGAGCCGCGGCAGAGACGCCCCGCGGGGAGUUCAACCUGUCCGGGCUGCCGGACGCCGAGGGGAAGCCCCUCUUCGGCAUCGGCAUCGAUAACUUCAUCACCUUGAUCGUCUUCGGUUUAAUCUUCACCCUGGGGGUGCUGGGCAACACACUGGUGAUUACGGUGCUGGCGAGGAGCAAGCCGGGCAAGCGCCGCAGCACCACCAAUAUCUUCAUCCUCAACCUGAGCAUCGCCGACCUGGCCUACCUGCUCUUCUGCAUCCCCUUCCAGUCCACGGUCUACGUGCUGCCCACCUGGGUGCUGGGAGCUUUCAUCUGCAAGUUCAUCCACUACUUCUUCACCAUCUCCAUGCUGGUGAGCAUCUUCACGCUCUCGGCCAUGUCUGUGGACCGGUACGUGGCCAUCGUGCACUCACGCCGCUCCUCAGCCUUGCGUGUUCCCCGCAACGCGAUGUUGGGUGUGGGGCUCAUCUGGGCACUCUCCUUCGCCAUGGCCUCGCCUGUGGCUCACCACCAGCGCAUCUUCCACCGCGAGACCAGCAACCAGACCUUCUGCUGGGAGUUCUGGCCCAACCCACGCCACAAGAAGGUCUACGUGAUUUGCACAUUCGUCUUUGGAUAUCUGCUCCCGUUGCUGCUCAUCUCCUUCUGCUAUGCCAAGGUUCUUAAUCAUCUGCAUAAGAAGUUGAGAAACAUGUCAAAGAAGUCAGAAGCUUCCAAGAAAAAGACAGCACAGACUGUGUUGGUGGUGGUAGUGGUUUUUGGCAUCUCCUGGCUUCCUCAUCAUGUGAUCCAUCUCUGGGCUGAAUUUGGAGUUUUCCCACUGACUCAAGCCUCCUUUCUCUUCAGGGUAACUGCACACUGCCUGGCUUACAGCAAUUCUUCUGUGAACCCAAUCAUAUAUGCAUUUCUCUCUGAAAAUUUUAGGAAGGCCUACAAGCAAGUCUUCAAAUGCCAGAUUGGUAAUGAGUCAGUUCUGAAUGAUGCUAAGGAAAAUAAAAGUCGGAUAGAUACACCACCCUCUACCAAUUGUACCCACGUGUGAAUGUUGAGAAGCCCUGUAUGUUGGCUCUUCCUUUAUGUAAACUGAACAUCAAGAAAAAAAAGCACAAUGAGCUUUAUCCUGGGUUUAUCUUGAUAAAGCUAAUUGGUAUUUAAUGUACUGAAGUUGCAUUUGUAACCAAAGUUUGUGAAACUCAUACGAAAGACACCUGGGCUGAUCUUUUGCCUCUUAGAUAGCAUUAUCAAAUAAAACUCUUGGACUUGCAUAGAUAUUUGAGGAAAAAAAUGUUGAGAUGAUGUGUCUCCAUUCUUGCUAAGCAUACAAAGGUAUAAGAAGAAGAUGUUGAUGUGAACAGGUAACUUUCUGACAUCUUACUCCGUGAAAGUGAAAAAUGGCUAAAUUUUCUGUCCUACAGAUAAUAAAUACUGGACUACUAUGAUUUCAAAGAGGAAAGUUUUUGUUCUCUCUUCAGAUUGUUUUGACAAUGUGUUUUUUCAAACAUGGGCUCUGAUUUGGAGCUGGAAUAAGUUGUGUACACCUUGAGGCAAUUGCUUUAGAGAGGAAUGCUAUUUCUUUCUGUUUAGCUGGUUUUAAUGUGUUAUACUGAGGAAGGAUUGAUUGGUUUUCCACUUCGUAUGGCUGCCUUACUCUAUACACUGAAGUUUUGUGUACACUAUAUAUGGGCUUUUUUUUUAUGGCCUGUAUGUAGUUGUACCAAAAUGUGGAUUUGUGUCUAAGGGAGGGAAGCUUUUCUUCCUGUUCUGCAUGUGCACGUGUAUGUAUGUUUCCUUAAUUUCAGAGGCUUUGAGAUGGAGAUACAGUUUUAAAUGUGUUAUGUAUACAUGUGUUUUAAAAUAUUAUGUUUUGUAAAGAAGCUCUAGUCAAUGCUUAAGGAUUUAAAGGUAGCAUUCCCUUAAAAGUUGUAGGUGGAGCUUGGUAUCAUGUAAUUUUCAACUGGAAGUAUAAAGAAGGUUGUGUUUAAAUUAGUGGAAAAUGUAUAAGGUCAAUGGCACAAUUCUGCAAAUUCUUAAAUAAAAUUAAUAGUUUCCUCAAUUUUAUAAAUUUCCUUAAAAUGACUUUAGGUGGUAAACCACUAAAGAAAUAAUGGAAAAACACUUGCUCCUUUAAAAACAUUCUUUUAGCUGGAUUAAGACAUGAUUUUAGCUUUUUUAAUUAAUGACCUAUAGACUCACAGAGCAAAUCAAAUUAAAGGAACCUCUGGACCUCCUCUUGAGGCACUGAUACCCUUAGAGUUGUAUCACUUUCUUGUUUAGUCAAGAUCUGAACAUUUCUAAGGAUGGCAAUUCAACAACCUGUGCCUAAUCACCCUCACUAAAAUACUUUUCCUUUUCCACAGCUGGGAUUUCCCUUGGUGUAUCCUGUGACCAUUGCUUUCUGCCCUUUCACAGUGUACUGAAAUAUUUUCUCUGAUUAAUGUGUAAUUUUAAGAUGGCCACUGAAUUUCCCCUCAGCCUUCCCCUUUGAAACCAUGUGCUGCUCUCAGCCUCUCCUCAGGUCCCUGGCUGGGUCAGUGACCUUCCACUGCCCUUCCUUCAGCGUAUCAAUCCCUCUCAUGAACUGAGGUGUUCAAAACUGUGUUCUGAGUGUUCCAGAUGUGGCCUCACAAGCACUGAGCGGAAUAAUUGCUUCUCUUGACCCAUUGGCUUGUUCUUGCUAAUGCAGCCCAAUAUUAUCAUCAUUUAUGGCUUCAAGGAUACACUGCUGACUUACAUUUAAUUUCUGCUUUACAAGCCCUUGAGUCCUUUCCUGCAGGUUUGCAUUGACUCCCUGUGCAAAUGUCAGGACUUGGCUUUUGGCUUUCUUGAUCUUCAUGCAUUUGACAGCUGUUACUUCCAUAUUUCCAGCUUACCAAGGGCCCUCUGAUAGGCAUGCCUGCUCUCCAGAAUAUCCAUCGCUCCCCGAGGUUUGGUAUUGUGUGUAAAAUUGCUGAGAGUCCUGAAACCCCUCUCCUGGUCUUUGAAGACGCUAAGUGGUAUUGGCCAGAUGCUCUUUCAUAUUCCUUUUUCUCCAUGGACUUGCUUUAGAAAAAAUAAAAAUUCAGAGUGGUGGAACAUCAACUAUGGAGAAUUAGCUCACAUAAAAAUAUCUAUGUUUAUGUGCCAGUAUUGUCUGCUUGGAAUCAGUAAAAUAGUGUCAAAGACAUGCUAUUGCA
Molecule: messenger RNA, 3348 nt
Organism: Parus major (Great Tit)
Lineage: Eukaryota; Metazoa; Chordata; Aves; Passeriformes; Paridae
Gene: GALR1
Product: galanin receptor 1
Exons: 3
Coding region: 132-1217 (361 amino acids)
Biological process (GO): G protein-coupled receptor signaling pathway; positive regulation of cytosolic calcium ion concentration; negative regulation of adenylate cyclase activity
Cellular component (GO): membrane
Molecular function (GO): galanin receptor activity
Source: RefSeq, a predicted model, not a curated record